Ostreobium quekettii is the source of this 402-nucleotide messenger RNA. Lineage: Eukaryota; Viridiplantae; Chlorophyta; Ulvophyceae; Bryopsidales; Ostreobiaceae. The record is from the annotation of a GenBank genome assembly.
AUGCUUCGGCCCUUUCAGAGCAGGCCGCUCGCCACGAACGGGCACAAACUGCGCGAGGACGGCAGCCGCCCGCGCCCGGUGCCCACAGCAGCAUUGAAGGUCGAAAAGUGGGAUGAACGCCGUGACGGGAGCCUAUCCAAGGCUUCCGUGGCUGAGAAGCUCAGAAAGCAGGGGUACACGACGAACUUCUACACGUUCAACCCAGGGACGGUGUUUCCCGAUCAUUCGCAUCAGUGCCACAAGAAGGACUCGAUUGUCUCCGGCAGGAUGCUGUUUCGAAUGAAGGGAGAGGAGAUUGUCCUCCAGCCAGGAGACAUGCUGGAGGUUCCCAAGGGUGCCACACAUUAUGCCGCAGUUGUUGGAGCUGAUCCAGUGGUGUUUGUCGAUGCCAGCAAAAAAUAA